Messenger RNA from Spirodela intermedia, 1332 nucleotides. The record is from the annotation of a GenBank genome assembly. Lineage: Eukaryota; Viridiplantae; Streptophyta; Magnoliopsida; Alismatales; Araceae.
AUGCCAGUGCUGCCGGCGUCGAUCGCAGGGGGAGCUCACCUCGCCGGCGAGGCUGCCGUCAUCGCUGCCGCCGCCGUUCUCUCCUCGUACCUCUCUCUUCCGUCGAGGCUCCUCGAGGGUGUCCACACGUACAUCCACCCCGAUAACAUCGGCACCGGGGACGGGCUCCGCGCCGCCAUACGCCAGCCCUCCGACGAUGCCUCCUCGACGGAGCAGCCGCAGCUGAAGCGGAGGUCCAGAUCGGAGAGGGACGGCGGCGCCGUCAAGGGAAAGUCCCCCUUCGACGAGUCUGGCGCUCAGCUCCUCCGCCUCCGGCUAGUCGAUUCCCACCUUCGCACCCGCCUCUACUUCCCAGAGUACCGUCGGAGCUUCGUCUCCAGCAUUUCUGCGGUCUCUUGCCUCCUCCUCGGCAUCUUCCUCUCCCGGAGAAGCUCCUCCGAUUCUGAUCCUCCGUCGGUGGCUGAGGCGGCCGUCCCGGUCUUCUCGUCGCUCUUUGCAGCGGCGCACGUUUUCUCGUCCCUCGCCAAGGUCUCGUUCGAGCGAUCUGCCACAAAGAGGUCCGAGAGGCAGCUCGCCGCUCUCUCCGGAUUCAUCGGAUUUGUCUCCGCGCUGCUGAUUCGGUACAUUUUCUCUCCCUCGAUCUUCGACUUCCGAUUCCCCGGCGGCGCCGUCGGGUUUUGGGGGAUCACGUCGUCUGCCCUAGCGGGGUGCCUGGCGGGGUUUCUGUUCGUGCCGGCGAUCAGAGCGGCCCGAUCUCUGUGGCUGGGGACGGAUCAGCUCCGAUGGAACCUCGACGGCGCCAUGUCCUCCGGCAAGAUCUCCCCCAUCCUCUUGUCCGCCGCAUUCGUCGCCGGCGUGGUCGCUCCUCUGAUGUGGAUCAAGCCGAUUGUGGAUUUCCCUGCGAGGAACUCUUCUCCUGCGAAAUUCGACCAGUUCCGGAUCUGGCUUCUCGCCGCAUCUGCCACCCUGCAACUCCUGGCUGUCCGCCCUAACUUGCAGACCUACCUCAACGAGGCCGUGCUCUCCUGGUACCAGAUGCUACACUCGAGCAAGAUUCCCGACUCGGACUUCGCGCGAGCCAAGGUCUUUCUUCACAACCACAACCUCUGCCUGGUGGUCCUCCAGUUCUUCGCCAUACCAGCGUUGGAGAUGUUACUCCUAGGAAUUUCUCAGACGACGGCUCGCUCAUCCGGCGGGGCUCUUCUCCCCGAUUUUGCUUCUACCGCGAAGGAGACGGCUCUGUUCUUCGCGUGGUGGAUCUCGUUCGUCUGGGCGAUGUACACCAUUUCCACGCUCGCGCUCCUCCGCUGCGGGUUCUUGCUCAUCUCGUGA